Malaclemys terrapin pileata is the source of this 1758-nucleotide messenger RNA. Its product is annotated as maestro heat-like repeat-containing protein family member 7. The coding region runs from base 1 to 1575 and encodes 524 amino acids. The transcript is spliced from 12 exons. The record is from RefSeq and is a predicted model, not a curated record. NCBI's taxonomy places the organism in Eukaryota, Metazoa, Chordata, Testudines, Emydidae. Gene Ontology annotation, cellular component: cytoplasm.
AUGGUGAACAGCGGUGGGACUAAGGUGGAGAAGGCAGCAGACCUUGUGGCUGGGGUUUGCAGCCGGCUGGAUUCAGUCCAGCAGCCCAGCUCCAGGACCCUGAUGAAGAAGUUAGUGGCCCUGUUGGCUGGCGAGGCAGAGCAUCUGGACACAGUGAUCUCAUGCCUUCUGGACUACUCCUUCCCUAUAGACAGCAAUGCGGCCGAGCUAUGGCAGUUCCUAUCUGCUGACCCGGCCCUCGGAGGACAGGUGAUGGAGAACCUGGUUGUGAAGCUGCAGAGUCACCACAGCUCUGAGCACCAAGCCUCUCACACGUCUGCUGCCGCCACAUGCGCCCUCUAUGAGAUGAUCUCGGUGAGCAAGUCCAGAGAUGCCACAACCCGCCUCUAUCCUCAGCUGCUAAUGGCUCUUCUUGUCGAAAUCCAUUUCAGCCUGGGACAGAGCAUAGCAGGGGAUAAAGUCUCUGGAAGGGAAAGCAGCCGGCAGAGCCUCCACACCAGCUCUGCAGUGGAGGCUAUAAAGAUGCUGCUUCUCUGUGUUGGCUGCCGUUCCGAGCUGACUGUUAUGGAGAAGGAGCAAGGCUGGAUCCUCCUACAAAGCCCCCAAGAUCACCUCCGUGGGGUGAGCCUGCUGGCCAGAGCCAUGGUGCACUAUGCUUGCCCUGAGACCACAAGGAUGCUGCUGGACCUAGUGAUCCCGCUCCUCGACAGAGGUGAUAAGAAACACAGGCUGACCAUGAUGGCCUUCUUUGUAGAACUUCUGCGUUACGAAGAGGCCAAGAAGCUCCCACAUCCAGACACUUUGGACCGUCUCGAGGAGUGGACAAAACACCCCAGCCCAGUUUUCCGUUCACUUGGUCUAAGAGGACUCAGCAUCCUGGCAACCCAACCAGGGAAGGUGAGACCCCAGGUGCGCUCUGCUGCCAUCAUGCUCUUUACAGAGUUGCUUAACACAGUGAAGAGGAGGCAGAAGCCCCUGCUGCAGGAGGAAGUGACCCACAGCCUGGUCCCACUGCUCCUUCACUUACAGGACGAGGACCCUGACGUGGGCAAGAGGUGUCAGAAAGCCUUGGCUGGGUGUUUUCAGCUCCUGGGAUGGUCUUGUCCUAAGCAGAUUAACAGCAAGAAGGCUUGGCACACCCAUCCCCGGGUGGUGGACAAGAUCUGCCAGCACUCUGUGCUGAAGCUCAAGAGCGUAUCUGACAUCUUGCUCCAAUGUCUGGAUCACCUCCAAAGCCCCCAGGCUCCAAUACGACGGGCAGCAGCCAUCUUGAUCGGUUGCACUGUUCAAAGCUCAGAGCCCGCCAUGGUCAGGCAAGAGAAGGAGCUGAUACUUCAGUCUCUCAGUGGCCUGCAGCAAGAUCCGGAUUCCUCUGUCCGUGUCAGUGUCUCACGGGCCAUUCAGCAAGUUCGGGAUGGUGGCAGAAACCAGUCACGUCAGACCCUAGGAGCUAGAUUCAGGAACCUGUUCUGCUGCUUGACUGGCCAGGAGGAGAGGGAAAAUGCUCCUGACAGAGAUCUCUUGGGUGGCCCGGACCUUUCCCAAAGCCACCGAUGGGACUCAGGAGGGCCCUGAGUUCCCACAGAGAAGUUGGUGACUGGAGGAGGUCAGCUGAGCCACCACCCCAGCCCCGAAGCCAGUGCCUGCAUGAUCCUGUGGUAAUUACCUGCAUUGUUCCCCAUGAGAUGUAGGCAGCUGGGGAUGAGUUUAAGUGACCCCAGUACUCAGCAGAAUGACGGCUACUGGCUCCAGCUAAAC